Molecule: messenger RNA, 525 nt
Organism: Didymodactylos carnosus
Lineage: Eukaryota; Metazoa; Rotifera; Eurotatoria; Philodinida; Philodinidae
Source: the annotation of a GenBank genome assembly
AUGAGAUUGAAAACCGGAAAUGUUGCUCUAAAUGCUAAUCUAUUUAAGAGAAGAUGUGUUGAUUCUCCCUUGUGUGGUAUCACCUGUCCGUUCACUCCAGCCUACAAAUCUCGAUUUUGUAAAAUCCAACAUUUAGAUCCUUCUAAUGAUGUACAAGAAGCAACUGCUAAUGUUGAUUUAGACAGGUCGACUGAAUACGACGAACCAGAAGCUCCGCCUGAACCAUUCUUCGAAGAUCCAUUUGAUCUAACUGAUCCUGAUGAUCAACCACCAACAAAAUGUAAUACCGACAAAGAAACUCAUGAGAAAAAUCCAAGAUCAGCGGCUGCUAUUUUCAAUUGUGGGAUUAUAUUUGCUCUCUGCGAAAUAUAUGGCUCAGAAUCGACAAAACAAUUGUAUGCAUUUAUGGCUAAUGUUGUAGACAACCGACAACAUCAUCUGCCAAACGUGUUAGCUUUUGAUAAUGCACGUAAAUUUAGUCGUUUCGCAAGAAACACGAAAAAGAAUAUUAAAUGUGUAACAUAA